UUCAUUACCCCGAGUAUCAUCCAUAAAGUCUCCUUCAACCGAUCUCACUUUGUUUCUUGUCAAUCGACAUUUUCUUGCACUUUCUCGCUAAUCUUCUCUUGUUUUCUUUCUUUCCAACCAAUGGACGCGUUCGCUUCGUUCUUCGAUUCCCAAUCUACUUCAAGGAAUCGCUGGACCUACGACUCCCUCAAGAACUUCCGCCAGAUCUCUCCUGUCGUCCAGACUCAUCUUAAGCAGGUUUAUUUGACCCUAUGUUGUGCACUGGUUGCAUCGGCAGCUGGAGCUUACCUACAUAUCUUGUGGAACAUUGGCGGUCUUCUAACAACAUUUGCAUGCUUGGGAUGCAUGGGUUGGCUACUUUCUCUGCCACCUUAUGAAGAGCAAAAGAGGGUAGCUCUGUUGAUGGCAGCUGGACUCUUUGAAGGGGCUUCCAUUGGUCCUUUGAUUGAUUUGGCCAUUGAAAUUGAUCCAAGUGUUUUGAUCACUGCAUUUGUGGGAACUUCAGUGGCAUUUGGUUGUUUCUCGGCAGCGGCAAUGUUGGCAAGGCGUAGAGAGUAUCUUUAUCUUGGUGGUCUGCUUUCAUCUGGCUUGUCCAUCCUUCUCUGGUUGCAGUUUGCAUCUUCCAUCUUUGGAGGAUUUGCAGCCAUCUUUAAGUUUGAGUUGUACUUUGGGCUUUUGGUGUUUGUGGGUUAUGUGGUGGUUGACACCCAGGAUAUCAUUGAGAAAGCUCACCUAGGUGAUCUGGACUAUGUAAAGCAUGCUCUUAGUCUUUUCACCGACUUUGUUGCUGUCUUUGUUCGAAUCCUCAUAGUUAUGUUGAAAAAUUCAGCCGAGAGGGAAGAGAGGAAGAAGAAGAGGAGAGAUUGAAUUUGAGCUGAAGAACAAUAAUGGCCUGCGUCUUCGACCCCUGGGCUGCAGUAAAAUGCAACUGGUUGUCUAUAAUGGUCUCUUUAUUCUCCGCCUAAUCAACGCAUCGACAUUGGAACCAUGUAAUUAGUAGUUUUAUAUUGGAGGAUAUGUAAGGUUUUGACAAUUCCACAUGUACGAAUCUUAUACUAUUAUAUCACAUGGUUUUCAGCGCCUAUUAGGUUUUUCUGCUUGUA
This is a messenger RNA of Manihot esculenta (cassava), 1103 nucleotides long. Its product is annotated as bax inhibitor 1. The transcript has 6 exons. Gene Ontology annotation, cellular component: membrane. The coding region runs from base 121 to 867 and encodes 248 amino acids. Lineage: Eukaryota; Viridiplantae; Streptophyta; Magnoliopsida; Malpighiales; Euphorbiaceae. The record is from RefSeq and is a predicted model, not a curated record.